AUGGGACUUUGCAAGUGCCCCAAGAGGAAGGUGACCAAUCUGUUCUGCUUCGAACACCGGGUCAACGUCUGCGAGCACUGCCUGGUAGCCAAUCACGCCAAGUGCAUUGUCCAGUCCUAUCUGCAGUGGCUCCAAGAUAGCGACUACAAUCCAAAUUGCCGACUGUGCAACAUACCCUUGGCCAACCGGGAGACGACCCGCCUCGUCUGUUAUGACCUCUUCCACUGGGCUUGCCUCAACGAACGUGCCGCCCAGCUACCCCGAAACACAGCGCCUGCUGGCUACCAGUGCCCCAGCUGCAGUGGCCCCAUCUUCCCCCCGACCAACCUGGCUGGCCCUGUGGCUUCUGCACUGAGAGAGAAGCUGGCCACGGUCAACUGGGCCCGAGCAGGACUGGGCCUUCCUCUGAUCGAUGAAGUGGUGAGCCCGGAACCCGAGCCCGUCAACACCUCUGACUUCUCCGACUGGUCUAGUUUUAAUGCCGGUGGUGCCCCAGAACGAGAGGAGAUUGCCAGCGCUUCCGCCGCCCCAGCCUUCUACAGCCAAGUCCCCCGGCCCCCCGCUUCCCCGAGCCGGCCCGAGCAGCACACGGUGAUCCACAUGGGCAGCCCUGAGCCCUUGACUCACGCCUCAGCCCCGAGGAAGGUGUAUGACACGCGGGACGAUGACCGCUCACCAGGCCUCCACGGGGAUUGUGAUGAUGACAAGUACCGUCGCCGGCCUGCCCUGGGCUGGCUGGCCCAGCUGCUCAGGAGCCGGGCUGGGUCUCGUAAGCGGCCGCUGACCCUGCUCCAGCGGGCAGGGCUGCUGCUGCUCCUGGGGCUUCUGGGCUUCCUGGCUCUCCUUGCCCUCAUGUCUCGCCUGGGCCGAGCUGCAGCCGACAGCGAUCCCAACUUGGACCCGCUCAUGAACCCUCACAUCCGUGUGGGACCCUCCUGAGCCUUUGCUUGGAGUUGGGCCAGCCUAGGACCUGGGGGCCUGAGGUGGGGAGGUCUGGGGGCUUUUUUUCUCCGCUCCUCUUCUUCAAGCUUGAGACACUAAG
Molecule: messenger RNA, 1042 nt
Organism: Puma concolor (puma)
Lineage: Eukaryota; Metazoa; Chordata; Mammalia; Carnivora; Felidae
Gene: ZFPL1
Product: zinc finger protein like 1
Cellular component (GO): Golgi apparatus
Source: RefSeq, a predicted model, not a curated record